AUGACUAUCAUCCUUUACGAUAUCCCUUCUACAUUGCCAGGGAAAAUUUGGAAUCCAACUGUUUUGAAGACAAGGUUCUGCCUCAAUUUCAAAGGCAUACCAUUUACCACACAAUGGGUCGAAUACGUCGAGCUCGAACCACUCUUUAAAAAAUUGGGGAUUGAACCCACGGGAAAAUGGCCAGACGGCAGACCGUUCUACUCAGUUCCCUCCAUCUACGACCCGUCGACUGGGGUUUACGUUUCUGACUCUAUCAAAAUCGCGGAGUAUCUCGAGAAGACAUACCCCAACACACCCACUUUGUUCCCAGGCAAUACCGCGGGAGUGCAGUCUGCGUUCAGCGAAGGGUUUCUUUCUGUCCUUGCACCAAUUUCUGGCCUUGCACUCCCCAGUGUGCUUCCCAAUCUAAACCCCAUCAGCAUUGAAUAUCUGAGGGGACGCGUAGAGGCGGUACGAAGCAAGGACCUUGAACAGGAUUGGAUCAAGCUCCAGGAGGCGAUGGAUCAAAUCAAUAUUUGGUUUGGAAGGAAUGGCGGGAAAGGACAGUUCCUGCUUGGAGAGGUUAUUUCAUGGGCUGACAUUGUGGUCGCCAGUAUCUUGUUCUUCUUGAGGCGAGCAUGGGGAGAAGACAGUGAGGAGUGGAAGAAGAUCUGUUCUUGGAAUGGAGGAAGAUGGAAGAAUUUUAGCGAUGCUUUCAAGAAGUAUGAGACCGUCAUAUAG
This is a messenger RNA of Psilocybe cubensis, 720 nucleotides long. RefSeq lists its product as uncharacterized. The coding region runs from base 1 to 720 and encodes 239 amino acids. NCBI's taxonomy places the organism in Eukaryota, Fungi, Basidiomycota, Agaricomycetes, Agaricales, Agrocybaceae. Gene Ontology annotation, molecular function: maleylacetoacetate isomerase activity; glutathione transferase activity. The record is from RefSeq and is a predicted model, not a curated record. Gene Ontology annotation, biological process: glutathione metabolic process; L-phenylalanine catabolic process. The transcript is spliced from 2 exons.